CCCAGUAGCUAUGGUAAUUGUUUUUGUUGCUCCAAAACGGGAGAUUUCUGGGAUGGCUCUCUGAAUAAGGACGCCAAAAGUGCGAAGUGACUAGAUAAAAAUAUUUCAUGGUGAAAACACAAAGGUAUGUGAAUGGUAACUGAAAAAGCAUUACUUCCUUCUAGAAAACCACCAGGAUUUACAUAAACCACUUGAAUGACUCAUAAAGUGGCUUCAUGAAUAAGAAUGCCUGCCCAGAUAUUGAGAUUGGAGAUAAUGGAUGAAGAUCAAUUAAUGGAAGAAGUCUUGGAUAAGUUUGUUAAUUCUCAUGAGCAGACAUACGAAGAAUUUCUGAGCACUUUCACUCAUCUUUCAAAAGAGAAUAAUGUGACUGAAAAGGGAGCAUUUGGGCCGGUUGCUUCAGGAAACACAUUUACCUCACUAGAAUUUACUCACAAAAAUGAACUGCAUGACCACCAUCUUAGAAAUACAUCUACUUUUCUUUGUACCUCAUCAGAGUGUUUAGAAGAAGAACAGAUAGUGUUGGAUGAAGGCCAGAAGGUUGGCAGUUUCUUUCAAGGUGAUCUGAACCGGGCAGGAAAGGUGAAGGUGAACAAUUUCUUAGAUUUAGAAGAUUUGGAUGUAGAUGAAAUGAAGCCCCAAACGAGCAAAGAUUUGGUGCUGCUUCCAGGAGAAGUGGAAGAGGACAUAAGCAGCCGUGUUCCUUCUUACAUUCCUUCUGUGCGCCAGCCUUGUGCUGCUGAAAUGAAGCUGAAGCCCGCUAUAAAAGGAAGAGAACAAAAGGAAGAGAUACUCGGAGAUGAAGUUCAGCCCUUUUCACUUGAUGAAGACUUUGAUUAUGACAGUGUGACUCUCACUCCCAAGUUCACGUCUGCAGAGAUAGAGACCAUCAAGGAGCUAUUGAAGCAAGAGAGAAACAACACCAAUGCUGACAUGUGGGGACCCCACAACUGAUUCACUAAGGCAUCUGUGUGUUUAUUUUUAUUUUGUUCCUAUUCAAACAACAUUUAGAAUAAAAGAUAAACCAACUGUA
This is a messenger RNA of Heterocephalus glaber (naked mole-rat), 1033 nucleotides long. It is a transcript of the gene Iftap, whose product is annotated as intraflagellar transport associated protein. Gene Ontology annotation, molecular function: intraciliary transport particle A binding. The record is from RefSeq and is a predicted model, not a curated record. Gene Ontology annotation, biological process: acrosome reaction; spermatogenesis. Lineage: Eukaryota; Metazoa; Chordata; Mammalia; Rodentia; Bathyergidae. Gene Ontology annotation, cellular component: 9+0 non-motile cilium; cytosol.